This is a messenger RNA of Coccomyxa subellipsoidea C-169, 2475 nucleotides long. Its product is annotated as acetolactate synthase. Gene Ontology annotation, molecular function: acetolactate synthase activity; protein binding; acetolactate synthase regulator activity. The record is from RefSeq and is a predicted model, not a curated record. NCBI's taxonomy places the organism in Eukaryota, Viridiplantae, Chlorophyta, Trebouxiophyceae, Coccomyxaceae. Bases 1 to 2475 code for a protein of 824 amino acids. The transcript has 17 exons. Gene Ontology annotation, cellular component: cytosol. Gene Ontology annotation, biological process: L-valine biosynthetic process.
AUGCAGGUAUCUGCAGCGUCACUCAGUGCACCAACAGCUGCCAAAGAUGCUUCGGAGGAGAGCGAGGGGUAUGAUGUCUAUGUCAACCAUCCAGAACCUCUAGACGAGGGCGAGGAGAAGCAUCUGAUCUCAGCCUUUGUGGCCGAUGAGUCUGGUAUCAUCAACAGGGUGGCCGGGGUCUUUGCCAGAAGAGGUGCCAAUAUAGAGUCUUUGGCUGUGGGCCUGAACAUUGACAAGGCCCUCUUCACUAUCGUGGUGACUGGCACGCAGAGCACGGUGGCCAAUUUGGUGAAGCAGCUGGCGAAGCUGGUCAAAGUGCGCUAUGUGGAAGACAUCACUGAGUCUGACCGAGUAGAGCGGGAGAUGGUGCUGCUGAAGAUCCGGGCGCCCCCCGGGCCCGCUAGGACAGAGGUGAUGCAGCUGAUUGACAUCUUCAGAGCGCGUGUCGUGGACGUGUCAGACCGCAGCAUGUGCAUCGCUGUCAGCGGCGACUCCGGCAAGACAGCAGCGUUACAAGGCGUGCUGCAGAAGUUUGGCAUCAUGGAGAUCGCACGUACGGGCAAGAUCGCACUCAAGCGCGGCGAGCAGCUGCUGGAGAUGGGCGGCUGGGGCGAUGGCGCUGUCCAGCGCGCGCGCUCCAAGCAGACCACUAUCACAACCGGCAACGGAGCGUCCGUUGCAACAGAGGGCAUCGGCUUCCAGGGGGAGGACGGCUCAGAAGGGGAUGUGUACACUGUGGGAGGCAAUGGCCAGCCAGGUGUAUGGGAUGUGGAGAAUGUGCUGGAGGCGACCUUCCAGACUGGGGAAUUCGAGCCGCAUACACUCUCCAUCGAGGUGGAGGAUGUCCCUGGUGUCCUCAAUCAGGUGACGGGGGUGUUUGCGCGGCGGGGCUACAACGUGCAGAGCUUGGCGGUGGGCAACAGCGAGGUGGAGGGCCAGUCGCGCAUCAUCAUGGUCAUCCCCGGCUCUGCGGAGGGCACCUCCAAGAUCAUCAAGCAGCUCAACAAGCUCGUGCAUGUGCAACAGGUGAGGGAUCUGUCGGCAAAGCCAUACGUGGCACGAGAGCUGAUGCUGAUCAAGGUGCGCUGUCCGGCGGCGCAGCGGCGCGAGCUGAGCGACCUGGCCAACAUCUUCCACGGCACCGUCUGCGACGUGUCCCUGGACACCAUCACGCUGGAGAUCCAGGGCAAGGAGGACAAGAUGCACGCCCUCCAAGGCCUCCUGGAGCCCUAUGGUAUCUUGGAAGUUGCGAGGACGGGGCGUGUGGCUCUGGCCAGGGAUUCCGGCGUUGACAGCAGUUCUGUGACUGGCGCCGAUGCCGUCACCGCACAGCACGUCCUUGAGGCACACGCGUGGGACGUGAACAAUGGCGUUGAAUUCUUUCUGGAACAAGGCUCCAACCCCUGUCCACCAUCGCUGCAAGGUCAUCCUGUUUCCAUUGAUGAGGAGUUUGACCAGGACGAGGAGCUUCAAGGCUUGGCAGCUCAGCCUGUUGACAGUGAGGACGAUGAUAUUGAAAUCAUUGAGAACAGCAACAGGAGCACUCGCCAAGCCAACGGCACACAAGCGCAUCGCAGGACCUCAGCUCAGAACGGCUUUGCUAGUGGUAGUGGAGGUGCUUUCUUUGAUGAUAACAUGGACGAGGGCCCGACUGUGCGUCAGAGGAGGUCCCGGCCGAGGGGGGCUGCCGCCGCUGCUGGCCGUGAUCUGGACGCCCUGCAUGAACUGGGACGGCGACUUGGUGUGCCAGAUCUGGAACCAAUGCAAAUGCCAGCCGUGCGGCCGACUGGGCGGCGCCUGCCAGAAUCUCUGGCAGCGCAGAUCUCUGGUGCGGGUGGCAGAGGGCUGCCACACGAUGAUGAAGAGCUGCAGCUCCCUGAUGGCAUCAAUGUGGAAGAAGCCAGGAUGCUGGAGGCGGCCAUGCUGGGGAUUCCUUACGAGGGGCGCAUGCCCCACAUGGGCGAGCCCUGGCAGCCGUCAGCUCCACCUGCACCAGAAGUGGUCGCCCAGCGCCAGCUGCGUGAGGAGCAGGAUGUCGCCUACCAGGCCUCUCUGCUGGCCGACAUGGAGAAGGCGAAGAGUGCGCAGCGAGCCGAGCAGGAGGCGGCAGCUGCGCGGCAGCGCGCGGAAGAGGAGACGGCUGCCGCGGAGGAGGCCGAGCGUAUGGCGGAGCGGCUGAUCAGCGACAAGCGCGCCGGUCUCCCCGCCGAGCCGCCCCUGGAUGACACUGACGCCAUCACUGUCCUCGUCCGCCUCCCCAAUGGCGGCCGCCCCUCCCGCAGGUUCACAAAGGACACAAAGGUGGCGACGCUGUUUGACUGGGUGGACGUGAAUGUGGCGCCUGACAUCAAGCCGGGCACGUUCCGCCUGGUCACUCCCUUCCCGCGCCGCAUGCUGCUAGCUGACACUCUCGGCUCGCUGCAGACAUCCGGCCUCACACAGAAGCAGGAGGCUCUGUUCUUGGAGCCCAUCUAG